This is a messenger RNA of Rana temporaria (common frog), 7364 nucleotides long. It is a transcript of the gene AHI1, whose product is annotated as Abelson helper integration site 1. The coding region runs from base 219 to 3794 and encodes 1191 amino acids. The record is from RefSeq and is a predicted model, not a curated record. NCBI's taxonomy places the organism in Eukaryota, Metazoa, Chordata, Amphibia, Anura, Ranidae. Gene Ontology annotation, cellular component: ciliary basal body. Gene Ontology annotation, molecular function: protein binding. The transcript is spliced from 25 exons. Gene Ontology annotation, biological process: motile cilium assembly.
CAGGUAGGGCUUCUUUCAUGCUAUAGGUCCCUCUGUUACUGACUGGAUUGGCUACUGGUUGCCUUGGUGAACGCAAAAGGCGUGGCUGGUAACCGGGGAGCUGUUGUGGGUGCUGGAGGAGAAGUAACGGAAGAGCGGGUGGAGUGGAAUGGUGUGCCCGUGUUUUCCUUCUGUUAUUAUGGAGGGCAGCUCAGUGCCGAUGGCUGGAUAGUGUCUAAAUGAAAAUUACUUGUUGGAACCUUAAUUUGGACCCUGGACUGAAAAUGCCUGCAAUUGAGAGUGAGGCUAAAGCAAGAACAAAGUCACACUUUGAGGAGGUCUUCCACAACUACUCAGGUCUUUCAGAACAUAAGAAGAAAUUCAGAAAGAAGAAGCAACCUGAAGAACAUAUAGUGCUUGAAACUUUUAAUCGAUCUUCCAAAGAUACUUCUAGUGAAGGGAUUACUGACCAUACAAACACAGAGGAAGAACCUCUUAGGAGGAAUAUAUUUAAGGAUCAGAUAGCAGCUGUUGAAACAAAAAGCAAUGCAAGCAGCAAAGAACACAGGCAAGCAAAGAGUGAGAAAAAGAAGAAAAAGAGAACAGAAGUGGGUGAGAGCGCUAACACAAAUGAAUCCCAACCUAAAAGCUCAGAGGACAUCACUCAUAUUUCAGGUUUUGAAGAAGAUUUGGUAAAACGUGGUAAGAGGAAGGAGAAAAGUGUCUUAGAAAAAGAAAGCCACCCAACUGAUUUUGAUGAGGAAGACCAGCUAAUCGAAGCUUACCAACUUAAUAUAUCACAGGCAGAGACCAAUGAAAUUAAGGAGAAGAUUAAAAAGAAACUACAGGCUCAUCUUUCAGAACAUUUUAACAAUGAUGAAAAUCUAAAUACUGAAUUAGGAAAUCCAACUGGGAAAAAGAGUAAACGAAAGAAGAAAAAAGACUUUGUGGAAACUGAACCAGAAACUAGUGUUAUGUCUUUGUCUGAACUGCAACACACGCCAGCAGAAGCCUUCGAUCAAUCUCCACUUGAGUCAUUUCUGGAAAAGUCAGAAAGAACUGGUCUUCCUAAACGUAAAGGCAAGAAAGCCAAAAAGAGAUCCCACACAGAUGAAGUGAGAGAUAACGGUCAGGAGAGUGAUGAAGAGAACAGCAGCUCGAAACAAGUGUAUGAUGAUAGCCUAGUUUUAGGUGUUUAUGUCCAUCGAGCUAAUAAAUUGAAGACUGACCUUUUGACAUCUCGGCCCAUGGUCAAGAUUUAUCUAAUCGACCAAAAAACUGGUGAAUAUGUCAAGAAAGAAUACAGUACUGAAGCAACGUCAUCAUUGCACGACCAAGAAAGAAAUGAAUACAUUCCCCCUAUGUUUUCACAACCAUAUGACUUCAAGCAGCUAAAGACGCCUGCUCCCGAAUGGGAUGAGCAAAUCAUAUUUAAUGAGCGGUUUACUCAUUUUUUGCACAUGAAGGAAGAGAGUCCAAAUGUUAUAAUUUUCUUUGAGAUUCUUGAUGUAUCCAAUGACGAUGGUACAGUCACAAAUUCAGAUUUUCAUGUAAAAGAGAGAGGAUUCCAUAAGAUUGCAUGGGCUUUCUUAAAGAUUGUAGGGGCCAAUGAAAUGCUCAACGUAGAUAAAAAGUUACGUUUACAGCUUUACUAUCCUCCUCGAACCCGUAUUACCUCCAUCACUCCUGUUUACGAUUGGUGGUUAAAAUAUCCCAGAAAUCAGUACCCUUCCACUUUAUAUGUGACGAUUAAAGGACUAAAGCUGCCAGACAAUGUAACUUCAACAAAUAUGGACCUUCCAUUUGGGAGCAGCUUAUCAAAUGCUGACCUACAGCAUGAUGUUGCCACAAAGAGGCCAGAUUUAGGCGAAAGUAAGCAUAAGGAACCUUUUAAGUGGACUCGGCUGCCGGGACAGGCAUGUCACAUUCCAAACAGGAAGUUUUUAUCUUUGCGUGGUGGACAAAUGGGAUGUUCUUUUCUGUGUUUCUCCUAUGAUGGGAGAACACUGGCUGCAGCAUGUGCAAACAGAGAUGGUUAUCCUAUAUGCUUGUAUGAAAUACCCACUGGACACUAUUUGAGAGAACUUCAUGGCCACCUCAAUGUUGUCUAUGAUCUUUGUUGGUCCAGCAAUGAUCAGCAUGUACUUUCUGCUUCAUCUGAUGCUACAGUCAGACUGUGGAGAGUUGCUAUGGAUGCUUCAUCUGCCAUCAAAGUAUUACCUCACCCGUCUUUUGUUUACACGUCAAAAUUCCACCCGAUGUCUGAUGAUCUGGUUGUGACUGGAUGCUAUGAUGCUGUGAUUAGGGUGUGGAAUGUAAAGGUGAAGGAAAUCAAUGGCCAGCUUCUGCAAGAGUUUGAGGGUCAUAAAAGUUUCAUCAACACCCUUUGUUUUGAUACAGAAGGGCUACAUAUGUUUUCAGGAGACAGCUCUGGACUUAUUAUUGUGUGGAAUACCGGAAUUAGCCGAAGUUGGCAACAUAAUCCAGCAGAGCACUGGGCUAUUUUGAAGGAAAUAAAAGAAACUGAUAUGAAAGGGAUUGCAGUGAAUCACUUACAGGUUCAUCCAAAUGGAAGACGUUUGUUAAUUCAUACAAAGGAUAGCACUCUCAGGACUAUGGACCUCAGAAUAUUGGCUGCCAAAAAAUAUAUUGGUGCAACAAAUUACAAGGAAAAACUUCACAGUGCCUUUACACCAUGUGGUACAUUUGUUAUAGCAGGGAGUGAAGAUGGGAUGGCAUAUGUCUGGAAUGCAGAAACGGGGGAUCAAGUAGCAAAGUAUUCCGAGUUAUCCUACACAGCCCCUCUUCGGGAUGUUGUCUUUCAUCCUCAUGAACAUAUGGUUGCAUUUUGUGCCUUUGGACCAAACCAGCCUAUCCUUUUAUAUAUUUAUGACUACAAAGUUGCUCAUCUUGAGGCAGAAACUGUGCACUGUGUCAGUAAUCAUGAUGUUCUCACACGUCAAGAUUCUAUCUUUGCUGCGAGAUCUUCAAUGCGGAUGAUGAAAGUAAAACAGAAACUGGAUUCAGUUUUGAAUGGUUCCAGUGUCUCGCUGCCUGCUCCAUCAUUGCUGUCUCCUCAUUCUAAGAUCAAACUUGGUCCCAGCGCACAACUGCAAACAAUGGCCACAGGCUCAUCAGGUGGUUUUAGCCCAGUUGGACAGCCACUUAGUAGAACACCAUCAAUCAGACUACAGAUGAUUAACACAGAAGCAAAGGUUUCCUCCUUGAAAGUAGAAGCUGAUAGUGGACUACCUAUUCAGGAAACGGUUGUGGCUCUGUAUGACUACACUGCACAUCGAUCAGAUGAGCUAAGCCUUCAUCGUAGUGACAUUAUCCAUGUGUUGUACAAAGAUAAUGACAAUUGGUGGUUUGGCAUUCUACAAAAUGGACAACAGGGUUAUUUUCCAGCAAAUUAUGUGGCUGCUGAAAUCCCUUAUGAUGAAGAUCUCACUACAGCAUCAAAGUCACAGUUUACCUCUUCCCAGGAAGUUUUUACUGCAGAAGGGCCUGAACAGAGUGCCCAAAGGAUGUCGGUGGUCCCCAGCAAGUCAAAGGAUCUGAAAUUUAUGUCACAGCAUGACACAGAUGCAGAUUCACCUGUGACACAAAGAACAAGGCAAGGAACACAGGACAUGACAAAAUCCACUGAUGUAAGUUCACAGCCGGGGGCCUUUCUGACUGGAACCACGACUUCUAUGGGUUCUGAACGAGAUCUCCCAAGACUGGAUCACAGUGUUAAACCAAAAAAGAAGACCAGUUUUAAGAAAUCACCUACAGUUGGGAAAACAAAUGUUGCGUUUGAGCCAGAUGAGUGAGAGUCGAGACCAUGUCUGUGAAUUCAAGUAAUGUGCACCAUAACAGCCUUAAAGAAAACCAGACACAAUUGGACUCAAGCAAAAAUAUUUAAUUAUAAAUUAUAAUCAUGCUGACUCACUUUUGAAAUAUUUGUUUCUCCUUCAUUGAGGGAUACAAGAUUCAAAGACAGUUGGGUUAUACCGCCACCUACAGGACACUUGCAAAUGAACCAGAACAAUUUAAUCCCUCCCACUCCCAGCAUGCUCCAGUAUUUUGCCAGUGUCUCAGAAGGAUAGAUAACUUUUUUAUACUGGGAAAAGUUUAACUGGUUUUACCACGUUUUUUUUUCAUCAAGUUUUAUUUUUUUUUACUUCCAUCAACCUUUCCUUGCAUGUGGCUUGAGCUGGUCUUUCUAUACACAUUUAUUAGGAUCAGUGUAUCAUUAGCAGUAGCUUUGGAGCCCCACCCAGACCCGGCUGGACUGACUGUGCUUAUCUCCCAGGUAGAUUACACAUAAAUACUGUAAGUAUUUGAACAUUUUUGGAAAACUUUGUAUCUUAAUCAUACAGUAAAGGACAAAGGACUUCAUAGACGAUGGGUUAUAUACAGGCUACCUUCAGGUGAUUGGAAACUUGCUAGGGCCACCCUUAGUGCAUAAUCUUAUUACCCCUCCAACUGCAGGUUUGUGAGACUCCAGUCCUUGCUUGUGUCCUUGGGUGAUGGACCAGUGACCCUUGAUGUGUAUCUUAGGGACCAUACCCAAACCCCAUUGUGUGGGGGCUAGCCUGUAAUGUUUGUUUCAAGCAUUGAAUCCUGUGUAAGGCACUCACCUGUGUAGUUGGCCACAGGUUGCUGUAUAGGUCCAGGGUUGUAGUCCAUGUUUAUGGUUCCCAGAACCUAAAGACCCCUUCAAGGGUAUGCCCUCUAUGAUGGGUAAAGCCUGGACCUCUUGUAGGCCCAACAUUGUGGAUAAGAUAAGACAGCUUUUUUCUGUAUCUUAACACUGUUUCCUGGCAUUUAAUAGUACAUGCCGCAGUGCGUAGCACAAUAUUGAGUUUAACAGGAAGAGGAUUUGGGAGUUAUUCACUUUAUUGUGGCACCCGCAGCCAUUUGGUUUCCAACAUUUCUCAGUGCAAGCAAUUUAAAUUCGUUUUUUUUCCCCUUCCUAUCUUGACUUGUUGCUGCACUCCUAUUGACAUCUUCAACAGAGACACAACCAGAGGAACAUGGUCAGCUCUUUUACUUGAGGAUAUAAUGCAGAAGAGUAUUUGUAGCGGAUUUUCCUUACCCUGCAUUUUAUGAGGUACAAGCUACCGCUAAAUACCAAAUGCUGUCCUGUGUGGACACAUAAAUUGAUGUUGUGUGCACUAACCUUUGCCUAACAGCACCUGACUCCACAGCCAAAAAAAGACCCUAUGGGCACUUAGUCCGGGUUCACACCAAAAUGCGGUGAGGGAAACCCACAAUCUGUGUGCAUUACCUGCACCACGGUCAAAUGCAGGUAAUGGGUGUCAGUGCAAUGUAAGCAACACCUCAAGCUCGGGUCGCAAAUGCAGUGCGUUUGCCUGCACCCGAUCACAUGGUACAAAAUAACAAAGUGAUCCGGUUGCAGUGCGAUUCAUAGGCAAUUCAUAGUGUGAGACUGGCUAAGUCAAAAAAAUACUUUCAGUUCUCAAUAAACACCUUACAGUUCCUAUUAAGGAUAAAAAAUCAAUGAGUGGUGUUGCGCUCUAAGUAAUAACUAAAAUAGUAAUAGUGGAUACACAAUAAAUCAUAAAUGCUAAUUACUCAGUGCUAAAAAAAUAACCACUAUAAACAAAUUAUAAUAUAUAAAGUGCAAGUGAUAAAGGUGACAAUAGUGAAAUUCAAUCUUAAAAUAGGUUAAUAUUAAAGUGCUAGUGAUAAAAAAUAUCCACAUAAGUAAUACUUAAAAUAUUAAAGUGCUACUAGCAGAAAAAAGGUCCAUAUAAAGGUGAACUGGAGCCGUGAGGUGCUGCUCCAAAUAACACUGUGCAUAUCAAGGAAUGUAUACAGUGACUUUAGUGAUUUGUUUUUUCACCUCUGUGUAAGGUGGUCCCUUACAUUACCGCUAUAAAGUAACAGCGUGAGAAAAUACAGGGACCACCAGGAGAGUCAGAGAUCCUGCAGUAGGCAAGUAGAGGAGCCCAGAUCAUGAAGUAUGUUGAAACUGGAUAAGUAUUAUAAUAACAGCCAAUAUGGUACUCGGAUUAAAAGUAUAAAAACAAACAGCACCACGAGCGGCGACUUCUCUCUUUCUUUUUUCUCCUAUUAAGGAUGGUUCAAUUUGUUAAGAAUUCUGUUGAUAUGCAUUUUGAAGCCCUCUUUAAGGCCUUAUUGCAUAUCCAGCUCUGCAGCCACCAAUUGCAAACAUGUCUAUUUGUCAGACUACUGGUAACUGGACAAGACAAAUUUAACAGACGUUUUGAUGAUGAAUGCCUAAUUGGGGAAUCCCUUGAUAAAUUCACUGGGGGGGGGGGGGAGUUACUCCUACUCCACAAGAAAAAGCCUAAGGCAGGCCAUACAUGAUUCAUUCAAACAUCAGGUUAAAUAAAAAAAAAUGAAACAAAAUUAAUCACUCCCACUGAGCUAUUGUAUUCAGCCGGGGGCCUUCCCCAUUGGCAAAAGACAAUGAUCAGUGUUGCUGGCUUUAGCCAGCAGCACUAAUCCAGGAAAAGCCUGACAGGCUGGUUGUACACAAGUCAUACAGCCAGCUAGCCCAUACAUGUAUUGAAAUUCAUCUGGUCCUUACUGAACCGGUGGAAUUUUGAUCCAUGUAUGAGUGGCUAAGUCUCCUACGGCUAACACCAAGCCUACCCAGAAGCCCUCCUCACAAUAAAGGGGUGCCUCCACUGCUUAGAGUGGGGGAAUGUCUGUUGGCAUUUGCCUCAGUCUGGAUCCAGACCUCUGGGUCCAAUUUGUUAUUUCAAAGAGGUACAACAUAGAGUUUCUAUCUCUGCCCACUCUUUUUUUUAUCACUUUCCAAUCUCCCAGCUUCAGACCAAAAGAAGGCAGAAUUAAUGACCCCCUUGCACCAGCUUCAGGCACAAGGAAUGGUUGUACCAGUUCCUACAAAAGAAUGAUUGCAAGGUUUCCAUUCAGACCUAUUCACAGCCCCAAUCUAAAAGGGGGUAGCCACCCAAUACUGGACAAUCAGCAUUUCAAAGUCUGCUCUCCAACGCUCACACCAUCUGGAGUAUCUGGGUCUAACCAUGAACACAGGACAAGCCAGAAUCUUCCUUCUGCAGGAGUAAUUUGGUUCCUUUAGUCCCUAUGGUAACCCCCCAGUUAUUUUCUGCAUGAGGGUUCUGGGCUUAAUGGUAGCCUUCUUUGAGGCAGUUCUUGUUGUCCAGCUUCACUCCCGAUCAAUUCAGUUCAGCAUACUAUUGAUGUGGAACAAGCAGGGCACUGGUUGGCAUCCUCAAAGUUCCUUGAAUCUUUCUGAACUAAAGUAACUGCCUGCCCAUAUUGAUGAUACAGGCAGACCGCUACACUGAGUCUGCAGGAGCCUGACAUUGCACUUGUGAUCGGCUGAUUGUGGGUGCAAUGCUUUACAGGCUCCUAAGAUGUAA